GUAGACUCAACCAGAGCCUGGGUAGAGAGAGGACUGGGUAGAGAGAGGACGCCAACGCCGGGCAGCGGACAUCCCUGGGGCGCAGAUUCUUGUACUGGUUGUGGUCAAAGAAGAACUGUACUGGAAAUGGGCCCACUAGGUACAGAGGCUGAUGAGAACCAGACAGUGGGAGAAGUAAAGGUUGAACCAUAUGGGCCGGGGCACACCACUCCCAGUGGGGAGCUGGCCCCUGACCCGGAGCCGGAGCUGAUUGACAGCACCAAGCUGACUGAGGUGCGGGUGGUCCUCAUCCUGGCCUACUGCUCCAUCAUCUUGCUGGGUGUAGUUGGCAACUCCUUGGUCAUCCACGUGGUGAUCAAAUUCAAGAGCAUGCGCACAGUUACCAACUUUUUUAUUGCCAACCUGGCUGUGGCGGAUCUUCUGGUGAACACUCUGUGCCUACCAUUCACUCUCACUUACACCUUAAUGGGGGAGUGGAAAAUGGGCCCUGUCCUCUGCCACCUGGUGCCCUAUGCCCAGGGCCUGGCAGUACAGGUGUCCACCAUCACCUUGACAGUAAUCGCUCUGGACCGGCACCGCUGCAUCGUUUACCACCUGGACAGCAAGAUCUCCAAGCAAAACAGCUUCCUGAUUAUUGGCUUAGCCUGGGGCAUCAGCGCCCUGCUGGCAAGUCCCCUGGCCAUCUUCCGGGAAUACUCACUGAUCGAAAUUAUUCCGGACUUUGAGAUUGUGGCUUGUACCGAGAAGUGGCCUGGGGAAGAGAAGAGCAUGUAUGGCACCAUCUAUAGCCUUUCCUCCUUGUUGAUCCUGUAUGUUUUGCCGCUGGGCAUCAUAUCUAUUUCCUAUAUUCGGAUCUGGAGUAAACUGAAGAAUCAUGUCAGCCCUGGAGCUGUGAAUGACCACUACCACCAGCGGCGGCAGAAAACCACCAAGAUGCUGGUGUUCGUGGUGGUGGUGUUUGCAGUCAGCUGGCUGCCCCUCCACGCCUUCCAGCUUGCUGUGGACAUUGACAGUCAGGUGCUGGACCUGAAGGAGUACAAGCUCAUCUUCACAGUGCUGCACAUCAUCGCCAUGUGCUCCACCUUUGCCAACCCCCUUCUGUAUGGCUGGAUGAACAGCAACUACCGGAAGGCAUUCCUCUCGGCCUUCCACUGCGAGCAGAGGUCAGAUGCCAUUCACUCGGAGGUGUCUGUGACAGCCAAGGUGAAGAAGAAUGUGGAUGUGGUAAAGACCAACGGGCCCCCUGACUCCUUCUCUGAGGCCACCAAUGUCUAAGGACAUGGUGAAGGAAACUAAGGGUACGUUCUGACCAGAGCCUUUGGGCUGGUGGAGGAAGGUGCAUAGGUGCACACUGAUCUCAUUUUGAAGAUGGAAGGCAUCUGAAUGGAAGCACGGGCAGUGCCAUUCUCGGAAACGUGGCUGGCAGAGUGUAGGGAAAGACAAGGUGACAAAUGGGCUCAGAGACAGUGACUUGGAAUAGGCUGAGUUAUUCGUAAAAACAGAGAGAAACACUUCUUACUCUUUCCAGGGUGAAGGAAACCUGACUGGGGAACUGCCCUUGUCAGUACUGCCAGCAGCUGGGGUUUGACACUCGGGCUCCAGGCACCGGCUGGGGCCUGCUCUGGGGCUGCAGCGUGACUCGCUCCGCGCUCUGAUGCGAGUGACGGCUGCUGACCGCAAGCCUCACGAGUGAGCUGCUGGCUGUGCUGGGUGACACUUGAGCUUUCUUGUUCUUCCUUUAGAGGGAAUUCUAAAAGGAAUGCUCUCAGUAAACACUGCUACUUUAAUGACAUCAAGGGAGUAAGCAGAAAUUGGACAGGUGAUUAAUAUGUUGGAAAAUCAUGGGAGAAAUUCUUACUAAUC
Messenger RNA from Octodon degus (degu), 1863 nucleotides. RefSeq names its product neuropeptide Y receptor Y2 (gene Npy2r). The record is from RefSeq and is a predicted model, not a curated record. Bases 127 to 1275 code for a protein of 382 amino acids. The transcript is spliced from 2 exons. Gene Ontology annotation, cellular component: membrane. Lineage: Eukaryota; Metazoa; Chordata; Mammalia; Rodentia; Octodontidae. Gene Ontology annotation, molecular function: neuropeptide Y receptor activity. Gene Ontology annotation, biological process: G protein-coupled receptor signaling pathway.